Molecule: messenger RNA, 1743 nt
Organism: Mirounga angustirostris (Northern elephant seal)
Lineage: Eukaryota; Metazoa; Chordata; Mammalia; Carnivora; Phocidae
Gene: ERICH1
Product: glutamate rich 1
Exons: 6
Coding region: 325-1380 (351 amino acids)
Source: RefSeq, a predicted model, not a curated record
AGCGUUUGUGGAAAAAGUGCUGAGGAGGCUUUUCCCUAGUGUUCCCUGUGGCCAAGAAAAGAGCGCACCCGUGACACCGGCUUCCGACAGAGCAGCCGGAAGAGUGACCGCUGAGGAGGUCCCCACGCUGACAGGUUUGGAAGUGCAGCCUGGGGAGCAGAGUCCAGAACGUUGUCAUCCUGUGUGUGGGGCCAGAUGUUGACUGCACUGCUUACGGGAACACUGCAGGGCACGUCCAGUCAGUAUGUGGCGUGAAACUAACGCACCUCUGUGUGUCAGCUGUGCGUGAGUUAAAGGUUUCUGCCACCCAGUGUUGGCAAGAGCAUGGGAGAAACCAGCGAUCCUGUAGCUGCCUUUCUGGACCGUGCGUCUCAGAAGCCAGCGGAAGAUGAGGACGCCAAGGCCCCCCCGCGAAGGCGGUUCUACACGGCGAGUUUGCCUCCUGAGGGGUACGUCCCCGCUCCGCCAGAGCCGCAGGGCAGCCCGGCCUCGGAGGACACCGCGGGCAGCGAUGAUGCGGGAGGAGGGCGCCCGCUCGCAGAUGAGGAUCUUCAUGAUCAACCAAAGAGAAGAAGAGCAAGAAAGCAUAAAUCCAAGAAAAGUUUUAAAAAUCCCAAUAAUGAUCAUGCAGAACAAGCAGAAUUAAAGAAACAGCAGAGUCUUUCACAAGAAAAACUGCAGCCACGGCCCACAGAUGGCCCCACAAUCAGUAAAAAUAAAAAGAGGAAACUGAAGAAGAAGCAGCAGAUGAAGAGGAAGAAAGCUGCCGGCUUACUGACCACAGCCUCUGGCCGCAACUUCAUGUACCAGCCUGAGGAGGGCGACAGCGAGCAAGAAGCCCUGAGAGAGAGUGACGGGGAGGACGCGGAGGAUCACCGGGAGGAUGCUGCAGACGCCCUCGGGGAGGACAGUGCAGACGCCCGCGGGGAGGACGGUGCAGACACCAAUGAGGAAGACCUUAAAAGUACCAAUGAAAAGGCAGAUGAUAUCCUAAGGUUUCUAAAGUCAACACAAGAAAUUUACUUUUAUGAUGGUGCCUCCAAGGAUGAUGCAGACUGUGCUGUGUCCGUGGAAGCCAGUCAGGAGCUGUUCCAGCAUCUCGAGGCUCACAGCAUGUCCCCCUCUGAUGUGCGCCUUGUGCAUCACAUGAAAACGCUGUUACUCGUGCGAGACACCGAGAGCCUGCAGCACGCCCUGGAGAGGCUCCCAGCAUGUUGCGCCAUGCCGCCCGACCACGCCAGAGUGCUCUCAGCUUUCUUUAACUACUGGGUCACACACAUCCUUCCGGAGAAACACAGUGAACAAGUCGGUGCAUCCAAGAAGAGCCAACAUUUAGCAAGAAAAUAUAAAACGGCAAACAUGCGAUCGGCAGAGACGUGAUUUGUACAGAGAAGACAGAAUUGCUAAAUUUUCUUUGUAACCUGAAUCCCAGGAACUUUGAAAGUAUCUCUGCCGUGUUAUUUAUUUAUGUGUUGUACACAAUGGGCAACAUGCAGUCAGACUUUGAGAAACUGGGAUAAAAUGGAACAUUUUCAAUUAUCAGAAAUUGCUUAUGUCUCAGAUUACUACACAGUGAUCCUGUUUUUCUGAUUCUUGUAAAAAUUGAAAAUGGACAUUCUGUUAAAUUUAAUAAACUGUGUAGUUUGAAGUUGUUAUAUAUUUUUGUAAAGUAAUAUAACCUUGUAUUUGAAAGUCUCUGUUUUAAGAACACUUUAUGGACAUUAAAUGUUCUGGUUUAGGUCA